AUGAACAAAUGGUGUUUCAAUUGCCUUCACUCAGCACAUGACGUAUCUAAAUGCGCCUCGAAAUCUACCUGUCGUUCAUGUUCGGGCAAACAUCAUUCCCUCCUUCAUUUUCCAAAUUCCGAUUCCCAAACUGUUGAAGAAAAUUCUAAUUCAAUUGUAUCUUCUGCCGCACCGUCGAAUUCAUCGGGUUCUUCUCAAGCUAUUAUAAUGACGUCUUCUUCAGAUUACGGUGUACUCUUGGCUACUGCACAGGUGAAAAUCCGAGAUGCCUAUGGUAACUUCAAAAUGAUUCGAGCUCUCCUCGAUAGUGGCUCCCAAACGAAUCUAAUAACGAAGAAGUGUGCUUCUCAGUUAGGUCUUCACCUUUCUAAAUCAUUUUUAUGUAUUCGGGGAAUAGGAGAUAGUUCGAUACCAUCCUCAUCCAGUGUUAUAUGCACUGUGUGUCCUAGGUCUGCCCUCAGUCCAUCAUUUACAUUUGAUGCAAUUGUUAUGAACAAGAUUUGUUCUCACCUGCCGAGUUCGAGAGUGUCCUUUUCGUCACCUUCAAUAUCCACUUUGGACUUGGCUGAUCCCAACUUUGACACCCCAGGUAAUAUCGAUCUUUUGUUGGGCGCCGAGGUAUUUCCUUCAUUACUUCUCGGUGGUCGUGUUGUUGGGGAGAAAGGAGAGCCUUCUGUCCUUCAAACAGUUUUUGGUUGGGUGUUGAUGGGUCGAACGAUAAUUCCAAACCAAGGUGUCAGUUCACUACAUAUUUCUGUUGAUUCUUCGCUGAAUUCUACUCUGAAAUCCUUCUGGGAGGUAGAAGAACUUCCAAAUUCUGAAUGCAGAUCGCCAGAGGAGAUUUUAUGCGAAGAAAUCUUCAGCAGAGAUGUCAGCAGAUCUGCGUCUGGACGAUAUAGUGUUUCUCUGCCUUUUAAAGUUACCCCACCUAUAUCAUUUGGAGAUACGUACUCCAUGGCCUCACGUCGCUUUCUUUCCUUAGAGCGUCGACUUUGCACGAAUCCCACCCUUCGGGAUGAUUACUGCAAAUUUAUGCAGGAUUAUCUGGAUUCGGGUCAUAUGACAAUAGUAGAUUUGGCUUCGUCAUUGAAUGAUUCUUAUUUCAUUCCUCAUCAUUGUGUUGUGAAGCCGGAUAGUUCUUCUACGAAACUGAGAGUCGUCUUUGAUGCUUCAGCCAAGGUUAUGGAUAAUCCUUCUUUAAACGACUGCCUUCUUACAGGACCGAAGCUACAAGCUGAUAUCGUGACCAUCCUCCUGCGCUUUCGCACUCAUAAGUAUGUUUUCACAGCCGACAUUCGACAAAUGUACCGUCAGAUCUUGGUUGACCCUGUUCACCGUAAGUAUCAGCGGAUUCUUUGGCGGUUCAGUCCAUCGGAUCCGGUUAAAUGCUAUGAACUCAACACGGUCACGUAUGGAGUUUCUUCGGCGCCUUUUCUGGCCCUUCGAACAUUGCAUAAACUAGCAGAUGAUGAAGAAACAUCUUUUUCCCUGGCAGCUAGAAUCCUUCGUGAUGACGUAUAUGUAGAUGACGUCGUGUCGGGAUCUGAUGAUCUCCAAGGUUCCUUCAGCCUCAGGGAUGAUCUGAUUGCUCUAUUGGGUAGGGGUGGAUUCGAGUUGAGAAAGUGGUCAAGUAAUAAUCCAUGUAUUCUUGAAGGUAUUCCAGAUGACCAUCAGUUGUCACAAUCCUUUUCCUUCGAUGAGGGCGAUUUCGUCAAAAUUCUGGGUUUGAGAUGGAAUCCUUGCUCAGACUGUUUUUCAUUUGCCGUUACAGGAAUAGAAAAUAGUUGUACGAAACGGAGUAUUCUUUCACAACUUGCUCGCAUCUAUGAUCCAUUGGGUUUUCUAACACCCUUCACAUUUCUUAUGAAAUAUUUUAUUCAGCUGCUCUGGGUUCAGGGAUUGCAGUGGGAUCAGGUUCCUUCAUCGGAAUUUGUCGAUCAUUGGAGUCAGUGCAGGUCCGAAUUGUCUGAUCUGCAGGAGUUACAAAUUUCGCGACGUCUAAGUCUUAGUUCAAGGGUGAGAUGUGAACUACACGGAUUUGGUGAUGCAAGCGAGAGAGGAUAUGCUGCAGUGGCCUACUUCCGAUUUUCAAACACUGCAGGAGAGGUCUCGAUUUCUUUCAUUUGCGCCAAGUCUAAAGUUGCUCCAGUUAGGCGAAUUUCACUUCCUCGUUUAGAGUUAUGUGCCUCUUUAUUACUAGCCAAAUUAAUUUCUUUCAUCAAAUCCACUUAUUCAUCUAUUGAAAUAGAUGAUAUAUACGCUUGGUCAGAUUCUAAAGUUGCUCUAGCGUGGAUUAAAUCUUCUCCUCAUAAAUGGAAAUCCUUUGUCAGCAAUAGAACGACAAAAAUUCAGGAUUUGGUACCGCCGGAACGUUGGUUUCAUGUGAGGUCUGAAGACAAUCCUGCUGAUUUUGGAUCUAGGGGACUCACGCCAUCAAAACUGGUGAGAUGCACCAUGUGGUGGUCGGGACCAAGUUGGUUGUCCUCACCAGCUCCAUUCAACUUGGAGGUGGAGUUUUCAGGUUCUGAUGAUCCCUUAUGUUCAGCAGAGGCAGGAAAAAUUGCAUUGACAACCUGUAUCGAAACAACCUUGUUACAGUGUUGCCCGAUUGUAAUUUUCUUCGAGAAGUUGGGGAGUAGAAUGAUGGAGUGUAUAGUAUGUAAAACAGUCAAUGGGCUAACCACAGUAUUGUGUGACAGCUGUCAAAGGUCAACCCAUAGGGAGUGUAGUGGUCUCAGUGCUACUGAAUUGAAGGUGAUGGAUCUGCGUGGAAGGAGAUUGCUCAAAUAUUAUUGUGAAGAAUGCCAAAAUGGGUUAAGAGUGCUUCCAAGUUUACUGCAGAAAGUUGAUAAACUGGAAAUUGAAAUCAAGAAGAUCGGAGAUUCUAUGGUUGGGAAUUCGCGUGAAAUUCAAACGUCUGCAGAUGAAAAGGAAGAAAUUAUAAGCGAAUUAAUAGACAGACAGGGCAGAUCAUCAAAUAUAAUUAUUCUGAAUGUCAACGAACCCAACAUGAAAACUCAAAAAGAAAGAAUAGAUGAGGAUAAAAGAACAUUGCAAAAAAUUUUAGAAAACUUUGAUAUUGAGAAAGAGAAACUUAUACCCAUAAGGCUCGGAAAAUUCGUUGCAGGAAAAGUAAGGCCGAUCAAGGUUGUGUUGCCGUCUCCAGAAAUCGCAAAAUUAGUCCUGAAGAAUAAACAGCUUGUUUCAACACCGAGUGUUAAAAUAUUUCGGGACCAAACAGAGAUGCAAGCUAGAGGGGAAGUUGAUAAAGUCAUCAAGUAUAUCAAUGAUAAACCUACAAUAGUAUCCGGUAUCAAUAAGAAUGUUCAAAAAAACUAA
Molecule: messenger RNA, 3339 nt
Organism: Coccinella septempunctata (seven-spotted ladybird)
Lineage: Eukaryota; Metazoa; Arthropoda; Insecta; Coleoptera; Coccinellidae
Exons: 3
Coding region: 1-3339 (1112 amino acids)
Source: RefSeq, a predicted model, not a curated record